AUGAACGCGCUCUGUUUACACCAUCAUCAUCGGAGGAUAUCGCUCCCGUUUCGCGCCACCGCUGCUCCUACAUUGAAGACGAGGAAGGGAUGUCAUCGAAAUCCUCCUCGCGCAUCGUUUGGUGACGAUGAAGAAGAAGAACAAGGAGAUGAGAAUAAAACACCGUUGUCCUCGCUAAACUCCGCCAUCGAAUUGCGCUCGAAGUUGCAAGAAGUUGCCUUGGUCGCGCAAACGAGUCCUCAAAAUAACUGGCAAGAUGUAUUCGGCGACCAAACGGCAUUUGUGUACGAACCGAAGUCGUCGUCCAUAACCUGGGGUUUUGUACAUUUCCUCGGCGGCGCGGUGUUAGGGCAAUAUCCGCAGGUGUGUUACGACGCGUUUCUGAGCGCGGUGAGCGAACGCACCGGGGUGACGAUUAUCGCGACGCCGUACGAGUUAGGGACGAAGCACGGUGAAAUGGCGAAGAAGACACGACGUGCGUUCGAGAGGGCGAAUCGAGUGGUGCAGGAAAGGAAUGGGUUGGACGCGGGGGAGAAUGUGCUGCCGGUGUUUUACGUAGGGCAUAGUUUGGGCGCUAAACUUCACGCCGUGGCGAGUUUUUACGACGAAGAAUCGAACGAUAAUAGUGAUAGUAAUAGUCGUAGUGGUAGUAAACAACACUUUCUCGUCGCGUUUAACAACGCGUCGGCGACGGACUCGGUGAAGAUUUUAGAAAAAUUCGCGAAAGAGUUGUUGAGCAAACGCGAAGGUGGCGGUGGCGAAGCGGCGAGUUCGCAAUUCGACGCCAUUUUCGAUCGGUUGGUACCAUUCGCGGAGGUGGCUGCGAAGGCGGCGGGAUUGGAAUUUUCGCCGAACGCGGUGGAGACGUUAGACGGCGUAGCAAACGGAAAGUUUAAAUCCGAUAAAGUCACGUUGUUGUCGUUUACUAACGACGAGCUAGAUCAGUGCUCGAGUUUGCGAGAGGCUUUGGCGGAUGGCGGAGUGAGAACGAAUAGCGUGGAGAUUCCCGGUGACCAUUUAUCGCCGGUAUAUUUAGAUUUAGAUAAAUACGCGAAAAUGAACCCGAUGAUGAAUCGAUUGAGUGGCGUGCGCAUCGGCGACCGAGAGGCGGUGGAGAGGAUUGCGAACGAGAUGGUGAAGUUUUUGAAGUCCUAA
Molecule: messenger RNA, 1155 nt
Organism: Bathycoccus prasinos
Lineage: Eukaryota; Viridiplantae; Chlorophyta; Mamiellophyceae; Mamiellales; Bathycoccaceae
Exons: 2
Coding region: 1-1155 (384 amino acids)
Source: RefSeq, a predicted model, not a curated record